This is a messenger RNA of Phoenix dactylifera (date palm), 1763 nucleotides long. Its product is annotated as E3 ubiquitin-protein ligase RZFP34-like. Gene Ontology annotation, biological process: protein ubiquitination; ubiquitin-dependent protein catabolic process. Gene Ontology annotation, molecular function: ubiquitin protein ligase activity; zinc ion binding. Gene Ontology annotation, cellular component: nucleus. The record is from RefSeq and is a predicted model, not a curated record. NCBI's taxonomy places the organism in Eukaryota, Viridiplantae, Streptophyta, Magnoliopsida, Arecales, Arecaceae.
CCCCGAAUCCGGCCACGGCAUGUGAGGCCCGCGUGGCGCGACCGACAUCUCGCUGUCGUGGCACCACGUGGCCGCGCAAGCCAUAUAUCAACCGCUCGUUUAUAGUAGUGCACCGAGAUUAGCGCUGGAGUAUACAGUAACGACUCUUGGUUGCGUGCACGGGUGGCGCGGUGCACGCUGUCUUACCCGUGUAUCGUAGCCGCACCACCGCCCCAGCAUAAAACCCCGAUCGCGAUUUCCCUCGGCACCCUCGAGCCGUUCAUGUUUUCCUCUCCGCGGCCCGCGCGCGCUCCGGCUCAUCGCCUCGGAAAUCGGUGAUUUGAGGGGUGUUUUUGGAUCUCAAGAGAGAUAAAAAGAAGAUAUUUUUGGUGGAAUAAAGUGGGUGUUCUGCUGCUGUCCGAAUUCCACAGAUCGGUUGAAUUCCACAGAUCGGUUGGAAAUGACAUCGAACGAGAUGGAUUCGGGAUCCGGGCAGUACGGGUGCUCCCAUUAUAGGAGGAGAUGCAAGAUAAGGGCGCCCUGCUGUGGCGAGAUCUUUGAUUGCAGGCAUUGCCACAACGAAGUGAAGAACUCCCUGGAAAUUGACCUGCGAGAACGGCACGAGAUUCCUCGCCAAGAAGUGAAAAUGGUUAUCUGCUCCCUCUGUGACACGGAGCAAGAUGUUCAGCAAUAUUGCUCAAACUGUGGGGUUUGCAUGGGAAAAUACUUUUGUGGCAAGUGCAAGUUCUUUGAUGACGAUGUUUCUAAGAAUCAAUACCAUUGUGAUGGAUGUGGGAUAUGCAGAACUGCGGGUGAGGAGAACUUCUUCCACUGCUACCGUUGCGGAUGUUGCUAUACCAAGUCACUGAAGGAUUCACACCAUUGUGUGGAAAGAGCAAUGCACCACAACUGCCCGAUCUGCUUUGAGUAUCUUUUUGAGUCAAUAAAGGACAUCAGUGUAAUGCCUUGUGGUCACACGAUACAUUUGGAAUGCUUGAAGGAGAUGAGGCUGCAUUUCCAAUUCUCAUGCCCUGUUUGCUCGAGAUCAGUUUGUGACAUGUCCAGUGUGUGGGAAAAGCUUGAUCAGGAGGUUGCUUCAACACCAAUGCCUGAAAUGUACGAGAACAAGAUGGUGUGGAUCCUUUGCAACGAUUGUGGAAUGAGGUCCAAUGUCCAUUUCCACAUUGUAGCUCACAAGUGUCCAGGCUGUAAUUCCUACAAUACCAGACAGACGAGAGGUGGUCCCGCUAGGUGCUCGACCAUUUGAGUGAUGCAUCACCAGGAAUGCUAUUGCUGUUCAAGAAAAACGCAAAAAUGGGAUUUACAUCUUUUGAUCAUCACGAGACUAGGUGCAGGGCAAAGAAUUGUCUUCAGUCGAGGAAGUAGAUGUUCUUUUGAAUGUAUACUCCUCGGGGCCGCAUUCUCUUUCAACAUGGGGUUAGUGUUUGUGCCAAAAAUCUCUCAUCUGUCCAGUUAAUGGGAUAAGCUGAUCGGUUCAGCUCUGGCCUGUGAAUUCUAAGGUUAAUUAGCUUUUGGUGUUGCUGUUUUUCCAACACCUGUUGAAUAAAUUUUGCUUGUAUUACAAAGUCAGCUUUAAAAGUAAAUAAUGAGAUGCUUCUUGCGUUUCUUAGAUGGAGGUUGUUUCAUGCCUUUUCAGUAUAAUAUAUCUCAUUCUCCCAGAUCUUUGUGUUUGCUGUUUUUCCAACACCUGUUGAAUAAAUUUUGCUUGUAUUACAAAGUCAGCUUUAAAAGUAAAUAAUGAGAUGCUUCUUGCGUUUCUUAGA